Oryctolagus cuniculus (rabbit) is the source of this 1188-nucleotide messenger RNA. NCBI's taxonomy places the organism in Eukaryota, Metazoa, Chordata, Mammalia, Lagomorpha, Leporidae. The record is from RefSeq and is a predicted model, not a curated record.
GCAGCAGGGAAAAAGAUGUGCACAGGUUGCCUGGGACCAGAGGGGAAGGUGAAAGCGAAAGAAGAUGCAAAAGGCGGUGGCCAUCCUCCUCUGCAGCAGGGCAGAGGCGAAAGUGAAAGCAGCCGAGUUCCGCAGUCCGGAGUCCACGGAGGUCUUUCUACGUCCCCUACUCCUCUGACCGGGACUCCUCUGACCGACCCCUGUCCGUCUAGUCCCCAAUCCGUCUGCCCAGAGAUGCUGAAGCCAGCCCUGGAGCUGCGAGGGGGCUUCUCUUUCGAGAACUGCCAGAGAAACACAUCGUUGGAAGGGCUCCUCCCGGAGUUUCGAAUUCCUCAUGCACGAAAAACCGGGACCACCAUCGCGGGCCUUGUGUUCCGCGACGGGGUCAUCCUGGGCGCCGAUACGCGGGCCACUAACGAUUCGGUGGUGGCGGACAAGAGCUGCCAGAAGAUCCACUUCAUCGCCCCCAACAUCUACUGCUGUGGGGCUGGAGUCGCCGCGGACACCGAGAUGACCACGCGGAUGGCGGCGUCCAACAUGGAGUUGCACUCGCUGGCCACCGGCCGCGAGCCACGCGUGGCCACGGUCACCCGUGUCCUGCGCCAGACCCUCUUCCGGUGCGGGGGUGGGGCUCAGAGCACUAGGCCCGAGGCAGCGGGAGGCAGCGCCGAGCGGAGACAGCGGAAAGAGAAGGGCUGCGACCUACAGGGAGACCGGAAGAGGCCGGCCCAAGAGAAGUCGGGAACAGGAAGGGGCGGGGCUAGAGUGCAGGGCUGGCGUUGUAGGGGAUGGGCUCGCUUGCGGAUGACCACGCCCACCCGCGCACAGGUACCGGGGCCACGUGGGCGCGUCGCUGAUCGUGGGCGGAGUAGACCUGCAUGGACCGCAGCUCUACGGGGUGCACCCUCACGGCUCCUUCAGCCGUCUGCCCUUCACCGCUCUGGGCUCCGGCCAGGACGCGGCCCUGGCGGUGCUUGAAGACCGGUUCCAGCCGAAUAUGACGAGUCAGCCGCUACCCCUUUGCACCUGGAACCACGGCUGUCCUGACCCAGACAGUGAAGCCACUGGACCUGGAGCUCCUGGAGGAAACCGUGCAGUCCAUGGAGGUGGAGUGAAGUGGGCUAAGGUUUAGCACUUAGGACACUGAGUGCUCUGGACGAGGGUGAAUAAACCCAGAAUAUGAAACCA